Lactuca sativa (garden lettuce) is the source of this 1422-nucleotide messenger RNA. Its product is annotated as protein FAR1-RELATED SEQUENCE 5-like. The record is from RefSeq and is a predicted model, not a curated record. NCBI's taxonomy places the organism in Eukaryota, Viridiplantae, Streptophyta, Magnoliopsida, Asterales, Asteraceae.
AUGAGUGAAGCCGAAGCAACAACAUCUGAACGUGAAACAAUAAACAAUAUCGGUGAUGAAGAUGAUUUUAAUGAUGUUAAUGAUGUUAAUGAUGAAAGGAUAUUGGGAAAGGUUUUUGAUACACCCGAUGAUACCUGUACAUUUUAUAAUGAUUAUUCAAUUUGGCAUGGCUUUAGUAUACAUAGAGAUGACACAAUUAAAAAUCCUAAAACAAAUGAGCAUUUUCGGAAGAUAUAUGUAUACAACAAAGAAGGCCGUUUCAAAUGGAUGGACAAAAAUGCUUCAAGUGAAAAUGAGAAAAAACGUCGUAGAGAUGUUAGAACCGGAUGUCAAGCAAAGCUUCGAAUAACAAGACAGGAGGAUGGGAAAUGGUUAAUGGACUCGCUUAAUGACACACACAAUCACGACUUGACCAUGACACAUACGAAGGUUAUGAAACAUCGAUCUCAUAGCAAUUUCCACCGUUCAAUAGAAGGUAAAUCUCUUAUGGUGCAAUUUGGUCAAGAAGGGUUGAAACCUUCUCAGAUUAAAAAGGCUGUUAAUACAAUGAAAACCGCAAAUGUAGCUGACGUAACUUCAAAGCAAUGUGCUGAUGUCUUAUCUAAGCAUCAAAAACAACAUAGAGGAAAGGAGUUCUAUGGACUUAUAAAACAUUUUCAAGAUAAAACAUUAGUUGAUAGUGACCAGUAUUUUGUCAUGGAUUUGUCUGAUGAUGGGUAUCCUAGAAAUAUCUUUUGGGCUGAUGGUAGAUCAAGAGAUGCCUAUACAAAAUUCAGAGAUGUUGUUGUGUUUGAUGUCACUUAUAUGACUAACAAAUUCAAGAUGCCUUUUGCUCCCUUUACUGGGGUGAAUCAUCAUGGACAAUUUAUACUUUUUGGUGGAGCAUUGCUUGAAAACGAAAAGGAAGAGACGUUUAAAUGGUUAUUUGAACAUUUCCUCAAAUGUAUGUUUGGCAAGUAUCCGCAGACAAUUAUUACUGAUCAAGACAAAGCAAUGGGAAAUGCAAUAAAAAAAGGUGUUUCCGAAGACUCGACAUCUGACACCAUUGAACAAAUUGAAGCAACAUGGGAGGUUAUGUGUACUAAGUAUGAACUGGAAAGCAACUGUUGGAUUAGUGACAUGUAUAACCAACGUAUACAUUGGGCUAAACCCUUCUUGAAUGAUACUUUCUUUGCUGGUAUGACAACAACCAGACGAAGUGAGAGUAUUAAUUCAUUUUUUGAUGGAUUUGUUAAUUCGAGGACCAUGUUGAAUGAAUUUGUUGAACAAUACGACAAAGUAGUUGAGUCUCGAAGGGCCGCCGAAGAAGAUGAAAACUUCAAGACUAUGAACUUGAGGCCGGUUCUUUCUUCAGUGCAUCCAAUCGAAGCAAAAGCAGGUCAAUGUUAUUCCAGAAAGAUGUUGGAUACUUUCAAAAAAUAA